Messenger RNA from Betta splendens (Siamese fighting fish), 1343 nucleotides. RefSeq lists its product as uncharacterized. The record is from RefSeq and is a predicted model, not a curated record. The transcript is spliced from 5 exons. Lineage: Eukaryota; Metazoa; Chordata; Actinopteri; Anabantiformes; Osphronemidae. Gene Ontology annotation, biological process: response to bacterium. The coding region runs from base 290 to 1312 and encodes 340 amino acids.
ACUUCUAACAGAUCUUAGGAGACGUUUCUAGAAUAGUUGACAAGCGUGUGGUCUACACAACAUUGUCCACACUGUUAAAUACGGUGAUUUGUAUUUUUCAGUGAUUUGAGACAUCUUAGCUCUGUGAGGACACCUUGUGUGCCUCUGAUCACUUUUUUUCGGAAAGAAGCAGCAUACGUCGCAGUGAGCAUGUGAUGAAUGUUGCCUGACUGGCCAAUGAAAAGCAGUCUAGUCUCUUGAGAGCAAAGAAAGAAUCUAGGUCCUUUUCAUUCAAAGGGACGAUUUCAACAUGAUGACACAUUUAAAGUCUGUCUUCUACCUGAUAUGUUUGUUCUCGUGGAAAAUGGCACACAUGAACGAUUUGAAACAGACCACUAGUGUGAAUCAGCAGGGCGGUUUCAUUUCAGUUAAUCCUGGGGACACAGUGACUUUGAAAUGUUUCUUCAACGGUGAUGCUGCAAAAUAUUUUUGGUACAAGCAAAAAUUGGGAGAGAAGCUGCAGCUUGUCUCCACUACAUAUAAGUUUGAUAAAAAUGGCACUUUUCAAAAUGAGUUCAAAGGUGAUCCACGUUUCACACUGGAUAUCCAGAGUGAUACAAAUCACUUGAACAUAAGAGAUAUCAAAAUAUCAGACUCAGGCACUUACUACUGUGCAAGUGGUUAUUCGUUCAUGUUUGAAUUUGGAGACGGCGUCACAGUCAGUGUUAAGGGUUCAGACUCCAACGUCCCAGCUCUGGUGCAUCAGUCAGUGUCUGGGAGCAUCCAGCCAGGAGGCUCUGUGUCUCUGAACUGUACGGUACAAACUGCGACCUGUGAUGGACAACACAGUGUUUACUGGUUCAAAGACUCUGGAGAAGCUCAUCCAGGAAUCAUUUACACCCACGGAGAGAGAAAUGAUCAGUGUGAGAGGAAACCAGACACACGGACACACACCUGUGUCUAUAACGUACAGAUAAAGCAUGUGGAUCGUUCUCAUGCUGGGACCUACUACUGCGCUGUCGCCUCAUGUGGACACAUUCUGUUUGGAAAUGGGACCAAACUGGACUUUGAGGGCCAGAUAAACUCGUCUCUCUUGGUAUAUGUCUUGAGUGGAGCUGUGGCAUUCACCACCAUCCUGUGUGUGUUACUGUCUUUCCAAAUAUGCAAGAUGAUCAAGGGAAAUUGCAAAUGUUCAGCUCCCUCAACAACAAAUGUGGAGGACUCCAACGACAACCUUCAUUAUGUUGCUUUACACGUUAACCAGGCAAACAGAUCAAGACGACAGAGGAAUGAAGUCUUUAGUGAAUGUGUUUACUCUGGUGUAAAGUUGUAGACCACAGUAAAUAAACUAUGUUAAAGUUGUA